This is a messenger RNA of Alternaria atra, 1335 nucleotides long. RefSeq lists its product as uncharacterized. Lineage: Eukaryota; Fungi; Ascomycota; Dothideomycetes; Pleosporales; Pleosporaceae. The record is from RefSeq and is a predicted model, not a curated record. Bases 1 to 1335 code for a protein of 444 amino acids. The transcript has 3 exons.
AUGACCACCGUUGUCGCCAAUCCCCCGGCCCCGGCCCAGCAUGCGGCACCAGCGUCGGCAGACGGAGUAGGCUCGUCGAGGACAUAUGCUCCCAUUGCGCCCUCUACUCUCUCUCCCCACCAAGUGACGCCCAACUCUCGCUCUAAGCUGCCACCACGAGAAGAUGCUUCACCUACCUCCUCCAGUCCAGGUGCACAGCACAGAGCCGAGACAAAGCCCUCACCUCUUUCAGAUAUCAUGUCACUCAUGUCUAACCGUCCUUCCUCUCGCAGGUCUCGCGGCCCAGUACCCAAGGUCGUAGUCAAGAAGGAGCCCACAUCGCCAGACAUGCCCACCACCACAAGGCAUCGGCCCCAUCGCCUCAACCUAGCCAACCACAACAUCGUGCACUCCUCCGGUGCCCUCACUGCACGGCCCUCGGGCCAAGGCAGUGCAAACCUCCACGAUGUCGGCAUGGCCUGCCUCUCGCCUGGCUUCCACACCCAAGACCCCGGCAUGCGCGAGCAGCUGCAAAGAAGCUUGGAUGUAAGAGAACGUCAAAGGCAAAUCAUCGAAGCGCGCCAGAAGGGCGGCAAGGCUGGACCAUCUGACAUGGAAGACACACGGGGCACUGAGAUUGGUGCUUUUGGACGAACAAUCAAGACACCUCAAACUUCUCGCCGGAAGGGCCCACCGCCGGGUCUCUCCAUUGCGCCCCCCUCCCAUUCGUCUUUCUCCAACGACCGUGUAAUCCAGUCAGCGCCGAUAAACCAAACCUUCACGGGUCUGCGCGGCAAUGCACCGCCCUCGCGACAGCUUGCCAAUGGUCCCUCGAACCUCUCGCAAUCAUCACACAUCCACCAUGUACCAGCACAGCAAACCAACAACCGGUUACCGCCCAUCUCAGACGUCUUCCCAGAGCCCCUCGGAACAGCGCGGAACCCAUACCACCAGAGCAGCCCAGGACACUCAUCGCAUUCCAACGUCCAGCCCCCAAUGCCAUCACCAAGCUUCCCGCCUCCACAAUUUACACAGCCGCCCCCAACAUCAAGGCCUAGAGAAUACAAGUCCGCUGAGGAGGCUGUCCAACAACUAUCUGGGGGCCGUGAGGAUCUCCUGCCCCGUCUAAACGGAUCGUCAGCAUACCCAUCGAGGCCCGAUCUGCAUCGCAGUGGCAGCUCGCGGAGACGCGGCCGCGACGAAUACGAACAAGACAACGGUACCCCGCCGCUAGGUCGCCAACAACCACGUCUCGGUCCCUUCGGCGCCGGCCGUGACUCACCAGAAACUCAACUGAAAAAGAAGGAAGAAUUCAUUGGACUGUGUGCAAGAGCUUGGGACCUAUUUCACUCAUGA